Messenger RNA from Papaver somniferum (opium poppy), 4843 nucleotides. RefSeq names its product pentatricopeptide repeat-containing protein At5g57250, mitochondrial-like. NCBI's taxonomy places the organism in Eukaryota, Viridiplantae, Streptophyta, Magnoliopsida, Ranunculales, Papaveraceae. Gene Ontology annotation, molecular function: protein binding. The transcript is spliced from 8 exons. The record is from RefSeq and is a predicted model, not a curated record. Bases 53 to 3256 code for a protein of 1067 amino acids.
GAAACUAUAUCGUCUCGUUCUCUAGAAAUCCUUCUCCAAGGAAAAGCAGAAAAUGAAACUCAUAUCAUCGAUGUUUACAAAACCUCAUUCUUCAUCACAACAAUCACUACCAAACAUCUUAAAAAGUGGUUUCACUCCAACACUUCAAACCUCUAAUAACUUUCUCCAUUUGCUCUACAAAACCCAGAAAUUCAAUUAUCUCCUCCAUUUCUUCUCUCAAAUGAAAUCAAGCAACAUUACACCAAACCACCAAACUCAUUCAAUCAUAAUCAAAUCCCUUCUCAAAACAAAUAAAUUCCAAGAAACAGAAAGUUUCAUCAAAACCCUUAAAAAUCAGAACUUCGUGCCUGAAAAGGGCGUUUUUGAUUCAUUAGUUCAAGGUUUUUGUGUUUUUGAUAAGAAUCCAGGAAAGGGUUAUUGCGUUUUGAUGGAUUGCUUGAGAAAUUAUGGUACGAAGCUUUCUCAUUCUACUUUUAGUUCUUUGAUUCACAAUUUUUGUAUUAACGGUGAUAUGAGUAGAGCAAUUGAAGUCUUAGAAUUGAUGAUUAGUGAUGAAUUUAAGUACCCAUUGAACGAUUUGGUUUGUAGUUCAGUGAUUUCUGGGUUUUGUAAGAUUGGUAAACCUGAAUCUGCACUGGAGUUUUACAAAAAUGUGGGAAAAAUUGAAAGUUUGGGUUGUCGUGGGGGAAAUGUAGUAAUGUAUACUUGGCUUGUGAAUGCUCUUUGUAAAGAAGGUAGAGUUGAUGAAGUUAGUGAGUUGGUUUAUAAAAUGGAGAAGGAAGGAGUAGUUUUAGAUGCUGUGUUUUAUAGUAGUUGGAUUUGUGGGUAUUUUAAAGAAGGGAUUUUAAACGAAGCGUUUAGAAAACAUGUAAUGAUGAUUGAGAAUGGAGUGAAUCCGGAUACAGUUAGUUAUACGAUUCUCAUUGAUGGGUUCACGAAAGAAGGUAAUGUCGAGAAGGCUAUUGGGUUCUUGAAUGAGAUGAAAAAAGAUGGUUUGGAACCUAAUUUGGUUACUUAUACUGCGAUUAUGCGCGGUUUUUGUAAGAGAGGGAAAUUGGAUGAAGCAUGGAGAGUGUUCGAGAGAGUGGUAGAGUUGGGGAUUGAAGUGGAUGAAAUGACUUACUCGACUUUGAUUGAUGGGUUGUGUAGAAGGGGUGAUUUUGAUAGGGUAUUUGGUUUGCUCGAUGAGAUGGAGCAGAAGGGGAUCAACGUUGGAGUUAUCACGUACAAUACUGUUAUUAACGGGCUAUGUAAAGUUGGACGAACAUCCGAGGGAGAGGUGAUUUCGAAAAGUACGAAAGGUGAUUGUUUUACGUUUAGUACCUUGCUACAUGGAUAUAUUCAAGAAAAUAACCUGGUGGGAGUGUUGGAAACAAAGAGGAGACUAGAAGAGGCUAGCGUAAGUAUGGAUGUUGUAAUGUGUAAUGUUUUAAUGAAGGCGUUAUUUCUGCUGGGAGCAUUGGAAGAUGCUUACUUGAUUUAUAAGGGAAUGCCCGAGAGAGGAUUGGUGGCUAAUUCUGUUACUUAUUGUGCACUCAUUGAUGGGUAUUGUAAAGCAGGUAGAAUUGAUGAAGCACUCGAAAUUUUUGAUGCAUAUAGGAGUUCUUCAUCUGACAUUAGUGAUGACAGUUAUAACUGUAUAAUAUUAGGACUUUGUGCUAACUGUAUGGUAGAUAUGGCUAUUGAGGUGUUUGCUGAACUCAUAAACAAAGGUGUAUGUCCUGAUCAAGCGACAUAUAGGACAUUGAUUAAAUCGAUUUACAAGGAAAAGAAUGGAGAAGGAGUUCUGGAGUUUCUUCAACGGAUUGGGGAUAUGGAGACAGAUACAUAUAAUUCCGUGUGCAAUGAGGCUAUUCAUUUUUUAAUCAAAAAGGGUUCUUCAGAAGCAGCAUUUGGCGUGUACUUGAUAUCGAGGAAGAUAGGCUCUAGUGUGGCAAGCAAGAGUUACUAUUUGAUCCUCAAAAGUUUUUUUGCUGAUCAAAAUAGAAUGCUGGUGCCGCUGAUGCUAAAUGCAUUUCUCAAAGAAUAUGGAAUUUCUGAACCAAGAAUAAUUAAAAUAGUAGUUCGACACUUGUCUGGAAAAGAUGUAAAAAAAUGCCUUCAUUUUCUUGACAGGAUGAAAAAGAAGCACACUUGUAUAACUAUUCCUACAACGGUUUUCGAAGAUCUUAAGAAACAAGGUAGAGUUCUGGAUGCCCAUAAGCUAAUUAAUGAAGUGGAUGGUACUCAAACAGUUUGUGAUUUAUUUGGUUAUUCAAUAGUGGUUGAUGGGCUUUGCAAAGAAGGAUUUUUGAACAAGGCCUUGGAUCUUUGUGUUACCAUGAGAAAGCAUGGGAUACCUCCGAAUAUUGUCAUUUACAAUUCAGUGAUAAAUGGUUUGUGUAACCAAGGUUGUUUUGUUCAAGCGCUUAGGAUUUUUGAUUCACUAGAGAAAAUUGAUUUGGUUCCAACGGUUAUAACAUUUAAUACACUUAUAACUGCUUUAUCAAAAGAAGGAUACCUUCAAGAUGCAAAAAAGUUGCUCGAGAAGAUGAUUUUUCAGGAGUUCAUUCCAAACACUCGUGUUUAUAAUUCACUGAUUGAUGGCUACUGCAAGUAUGGGUUGUUAGAUGAAGCUUUGGAGCUUCUUUCACAUUUUGAGAAGAGUUUCUGUAAACCAGAUGCGUUUACUAUUAGGGCUUUAAUUGAUGGUUGUUGCAGAAAAGGAGAAAUGGAAGUGGCUCGAGAAUUCUAUUUCAAAUUCAAAGAGAAGGGAAUUUUUCCCGAUUUACUUGGUUUUAUCUAUUUGAUAAAAGGACUUGUUGUGAAGGGAAGAAUAAAGGAAGCCAGUGAAGCAUUGGAGGAUAUGCUUCAAAUACAAUCCAUCAUCGAGCUGAUAGAUAGGACAGGUAGUGGAAUUAAAAACGAAUCAAUUGUAAGUUUUCUGGUGUUUUUAUGUCAACAAAAAAGAAUUGAAGAAGCUUCUGAUGUCCUUUAUGAAGUUGGGUCUGUGGUUUAUCCUUGUAAGAGAUCUCAUGGAUCAACAAAUCUAAAGGUGUUAUAUGAUACGGAGGCUCAAAGAAAGGUUGGGUCUUUCACUCCCCAUGUAGUCAGUGUGGAUUCAUCAUCUUUGAAUUUAGAAAAAGUGGAUAAUUUAAAAACGCAGUGUUGGUCGGAUGACUUUGAGGCUUGUUAUUCUCUCAUUGCAUCACUUUGUUUAGAAGGGGAGAAAGAAAAAGCUAACAGGGUAGCAAAAGAAAUGCUAUUACAUGCUUAAGCAACUUAUUGAUUAGAGAAUUGCAUGAUUAGUUAUUCUUUAUCCUCGGUCUUCGGGAAGUUGCACUGGCCUUGUCUUUGCUGAUGCCGUCAAAAGAGGAGUGGGUGAGUGGGUAUCGUCUUCUUGUGGAGUCGCUUGCAAUUCAAUCUACGAGGGGCUACCACCAAUUCCUACCAGGGAAUAUACUGAUGCUGAGAUUGCAGCUUGUGGUGUCGUUAGAGAUAUCUCGCAGACACCAAAACUUGCUUCAACUCCAGGCACAUUACUUGUUGAAAUGCUAUGAGAUAAAAGUUCUUCGAUCGAAGAGUGUGGCUGAGUGGGUAUUGUCUUCAGCAGGAGCAUUCUCUUCCCAUUCCUAAACUGGAAGCCCAUGCUGAAGUCAUUUGGAAGCCACACUACCUCAAAAGUUUGCUUUAGAAGACGAUAUUCCAGGAGUUCAUGAAUGGUUGAGAAAUAUAUCCUGCAGAAAUCAUGAUUGUUUAUAUUCGCAUGAUUUUGGCACAAAAGAAGAUAGUUUUAGUAAAGAUAACAGAAGAUUGGCUUAUGCAAGCGUUUCAGGGAGUAUGUUACCUCCAUCUUCUGAUGAUUUCUGCAUUGCUGAGGCUGCAUCUUGCAAAACCAAUACCCAAAAGUGUGGCAAAUAUAAGUUGUUGUAUUUAAGUUCACAUCUUCUUUGCAGAAUUGGCUUGUAUCCGUGCGUGAAUCUUUGAUUCCUGCGCGGCUGCGCCUCAGCCACAGAUUGAAGCUUCUCCUAAUAGCAGCUCUGGUAGAUCUCAUGUGCUUCCAGUUGCAGCUUUGUGGGGUUUACACGUUUCCAAUGGUCGGCAUCCAACUAUAAGUUUGUCUUGUUCCUGAUGGAUCUGCCAAACAAAAACUGAUUGUUCGCUUUCCUCUAUAGUUGCAAUCUCAACACAGGCAUCUAUGCUGCAUAAUGGUGCAGGAAAAAGACCCGUAGUAAACUGAACCAGAUAGCAAUCCAAAGGUUAUGUGUGUUGUAACUCCUGCUUCCACGAAUUCGGAUAACCACGUAGCUCGCUGUCCUACAUGUAGCAUAGUCAGGUGGGAGUCACAGUGCCACCAAUGGAAAAUCAGGUGUUCAGGGGUAGUGUGAUGGGAAUUAAAAUGCGAACAGAUAAUACACCAGGUGUAGACAGAUUGUGUUGCAGAAGAAUGGUACAGUUGAUAAUCUAUGCUCUGGAUUGGCAUCAAUAGAUGUUAAUAUGUUAUGAUGAUCCAUCUCACUGUCCUCGAGGAAAGCUUUUACUCCAGAUGGCGCGCCAAUUUCACAAGAAAAAUCUGAUAGGAGUCCGGAGUUACCCUCAGCUUUCGUUGAGCAAAUUUUGAAGUUUUCAGAACUUACAAAUCCAUCAUAUAUAUUCGUUUAAUUUGUUUCAAAACCUCAUAUCAUUGUAUUGGCCAUUGUUUCACCUUGGUGAUGUUUGUUGUACGAGUAAUCUAACUGUACAUACGAUGAAGUAUUGCCAUUUGCACAUUUCUUAGAAUCCAGUGGACUUGAAGAGAGAUUUUACUAUUAAGCCUGCUCAUAUCUUUCUUUCAGGCGCCCAUGUCUCUCUUUCGUCCGAUAUC